Molecule: messenger RNA, 711 nt
Organism: Plenodomus lingam JN3
Lineage: Eukaryota; Fungi; Ascomycota; Dothideomycetes; Pleosporales; Leptosphaeriaceae
Molecular function (GO): nucleic acid binding
Source: RefSeq, a predicted model, not a curated record
AUGACUGCACCAAGUCGAUCACCUCCACCAGAGGAAGAAAUACACGAAGACGACCCAUGCUAUGACGACGCCGACAUCUCUACCGUUCCCUUUGUUCAGCAAUAUCCAUUCGGUCGCGGACUCUGGAAAAACCACAUAAACUUCGUGCCAGCAGCAGGAGACGAUGCCGAAUCGACCACUGCACCUUCUACACAGGGGAAGACUAUGGCCGAAAAAUAUCUCGCCAUCAUGUUCCCCAACGGCCAACCGCAGCCGAAGCCCGAAGCAUACCCUGUUUGCGGCAUUUGCGGUGAGCCGGUCAAAGAAACCGAUCAACGAAGCCAUUAUCUCAGUCCUGCGCAUCAAGCUGCGCUUCCACGAGCACCCAUACCUUCAGCAAUCGAUCGAUCACGAAUGGGCCUCAGAUACAUGCAGAAACAUGGCUACGAUGUGGAUGCGCGUGUGGGCUUGGGCGCCGCUGGGCAAGGCAUGCUGUUUCCGUUGGUACCAAAAGAGAAGCGAGACAAGUUUGGUCUAGGCAUCGAUAAAAAGGAGCAUACCAGGCGGCGAGCUCUCGGUGGUGCGAGUGCCUUUGAAGUCAAGCAAGGGACACUCGAUGCGGGUAAGAUCCAAAAGUUGGCGAAGAUUGAAAAGAAGAGGCAUGAAAAACUACAGAAGUUAUUCUACGGCAAUGAUGAGGUCGAAAAGUAUCUUGGUCAACUUGAUGGCUAG